AGACUGUCAGACCUGGGGCAGCUCCUGGAGUCCGGAGGCUGAGGUUUGUGUUCGGACAUUUCUGGGAAAAGCUCCAGCGCUGACUUUUGCCAAAGAGGAGAACCUGAAGAAGAAGCUGCUGCUGCUGCUCAGAUUCUGCUCAGGUUUCCAGUCUGACUCACAUUCCAGGAGUUUUCCUCCUCUCUUUCUUCUUCUUCGUGCGCGCUCUCAGUUUUUUGGGGAAUAAAAAAUCUCUGAGGAUUAUCUGGUUCCUGGAGUUGUGGAGUUGUGGAGAUGUGACGUGGUGCAGAACCUUCACAGAGGAUCUUCAGUCUCCUGGGAUUUAACAUGAAAACGUUUCUUCUGAUGAGAUGAAGUUCUGGAUCUAACGAGUUUUUUCACGCACAGACUUUGGUGAAGAGAAUUCUCUGAGCAGGAGAAAAUGCUCUGAAGCUUCAUCCUCAUCUGGAAUUAACUGAUCGAUUGAUUGAGCGCAAAUGCGCUAAGGACGCGCUGGGGUCUCGGAUCCUCUGGAUCUUCUCUGUCCUGUCCUCAGUGAGUCUCAGCUCUGUUCUCUCAGCAGAAUGAAGGCGUGUGUUGUGUGUGUGGUCUUCAUAUGUGUCCUGACCUGGACGGGGGACGCGGACAGACGGGUGCGACUGCACCGACGCGCACGGCUGGGACUUUUGGACAAAGAGCGCAUCUCAGGACGCGUGCGCGCCGGGUUUAGUUCCGCCAUCGCGGUGCACAGUCCCGGCAGGGACGUUGAUGUGCAGGCUGAUGAGAGUGUUCCAGUUCUGCAGGUCAGGAGUACAAGGGGUCAGGGCCUGGUGCCAAGGAGAGGGGUGGCCAGACAAUCUGGUUUCCCCGUGCAGCAGGAUGAGGGAACUCCAGCAGGACCCAGAGCCAGGGUGAGCCGGAUGCCCAGCAGUGCCGGGUCACCAAACCUGCUGGCCAGUUUUGCAGGCAAGAACCGGGUGUUGGUGAUCUCAGCUCCUCACGACUCGGACGGGUACUACCGCCUCAUGAUGACUCUCCUGAAACCGGACGUGUACUGUGAGCUCGCCGAGAGACACGUCCACCAGAUUGUGAUGUUUCACCAGGAGGGCGAGAUGGGAGGGAAGGUGAGGAGGAUCACCACAGAGGGAAAGGUGAUGGAGGAGCCACUGGACACGGCACUCAUCCCCAGACUCAUGAGCUUCCUCAAGAUGGAGAAAGGGAAGUUUGGGAUGGUGCUGCUGAGGAAGACCCUGCAGGUGGAGGAGAGGUAUCCCUACCCCGUGAGGCUGGAGGCCGUGUACGAGGUCAUCGAUCAGUCGCCCAUGAGGAAGCUGGAGAAGCUGCGGCAGAAGGGCUUCGUCCAGAAGUGCAAAGGAGCAGGAGUGGAAGGUCAAGUGGAGGAGGGAACACUAGCAGAAACACCUUUACAACGAAAACCAGGGAAGAAGAUCCUGAGAAAGCCCACACCAUCAACAACAACAACCACCACUACAACUGCUACCACCACAACAACUACACGUCCAACCACCACAACCCGGCCCACCACCACAACCACAACCAGAGCUACAACAACAACAACCAGAGCUACAACAACAACAACCAGAGCUACGACAACAACAACAACCAGAGCUACGACAACCACCACCAAACCCACCACUACCAGAAGAACCACCACUACCACGACAAGAAGACCCACCACCACGACCACCACCCAGAGACCAACCAGAGCCCACACCACAGCCGCGUGGCUCCCAGUCCCCAGAACCACCGUGGAUCAGUACUACGACAGCCACAGAGAGAGGGAGCGGUACCCGGCCAGAACCACCCCGGCUGGAGACAACCGCACCAACAAGGAAAUCAGCCGCAAGCUAGUUCCUGCUAAACCUUCCAAGAUCAAACCAACCAAGAAGAAGAACGGAGGAGAGAAGGUGUUGAAUAACGAGCACGAGGACCGGUACGAGCCGAGCAAGCCAACGGUGAGCGAUCCUGAGGAGGCGGAGACCGCCCCUCCCGACGCCAGUCCCACCAAGAAGGUCAAGGUCAAACAGAACAAGCUGGACAAGAAGAAGAAGAAGGCGGACAAGGCUGUGAAGAAGGGAGAGAGGAGAGGGAAGGCGGGGAAGGAAGGAAAGAUCGGAGCCAAGAAAAAUGUCAAGAAGCCGCUGAAGUAUCCAGAACCAGAGGAGCUCCCGAAACCCACGAAGAGGCCGACGACGCCUCCUCCUCCGAAAGGAUCCCUGGAAUCUUUCCUGGAUUAUUUUGAGAACAGGAGGCGGCUGCUGCUGGUGACGUCUCCCAGUGAGGACGACAGGAUGUACGCUCAGCAGAAAGACGAGUAUCUGGAGUCUGUGUGUGAGAUGGCCAUCAGGAAGGUGUCCAUCAUCACCAUCUUUGGUUCCCUCACCAACUCCACCAUGAAGAUCGACCACUACCAGCUGGAGAAGGACAAAGCGAUGAAGGGUCUGCGGCAGGAGGACCUGGUGAACCAGGACCUGAUCACAGAGCUGAGGAAAGAGUUCAGUAUGACACACGACGACUUCUACAUGGUCCUCACUGACACCGACAUGAAUGUCAAGCAAUCCUACGAAGUCCCGAUCGCGAUGAAGGCCGUGUUUGACUACGUGGACACGUUCUCGUCUCGGAUAGGAGAGAUGGAGCAGCAGAAGCGAGACGGCGUCGUCUGUAAGAAGGAGGACAAACCCAGAUCUCUGGAGAACUUCCUGUCCAGGUCAGAUGAGGGGGGCGGGGCCAAAUGAGCUUCUGUUGCUUGUUUGAAGUUCAGAGUUUUUAGUUCUGAUGUAAAUGAAACGCAGAAAAAGAUUGAAGUCGUUUAAAGAGACGUAAAAACAAUCUUAUCGGAUUGAUGACGGUUUAUAUGGUAGAUACUAGAGACACCACGAUAUGAUAUUAUCACGAUAUUCAAGUCACAAUACGAUACUGUCAUGA
Solea senegalensis (Senegalese sole) is the source of this 2925-nucleotide messenger RNA. RefSeq names its product coiled-coil domain containing 80 (gene ccdc80). The coding region runs from base 564 to 2735 and encodes 723 amino acids. The record is from RefSeq and is a predicted model, not a curated record. The transcript has 7 exons. Lineage: Eukaryota; Metazoa; Chordata; Actinopteri; Pleuronectiformes; Soleidae.